AUGUUUGCUGAGUUCAGGACAGACUCCUACUGUGAGAUGAUGUGCGAGUUAGUGCGAAGGUUUAGAGCGUCAUAUCUCAUGGACCGCAGUAUCUCCUCAGGCUCUUCAGCUGAUUCGGUACUAGAAAAUACGGUUAAAGCGCUAAGAACAUUGGUUAUUGAUAAAAAGAAGAGUAUCUCUCUUGAGAGAAGACCUGUGUUCUAUGUGUGGUCGAGUCGGGGUAAAUGUGCUCCUUAUGCAGUGCCAAAGAAAUUAUGUCGAGCAGACCCUGUGGACAAUCUGCACUCUGCCAUGAGUGGUGUCCAUAUUCAUGGUAACUUUGAUGUCACCAUGCUUCGGCACCAGUUGUUAAGAUCACCUAUGAAAAUGGAGUUUUCGCAUAGAAGGCGUGAUAUACGCUUAAGAAGCUACUGCUGGCCUCUGUACAAUGAUCGCUGA
Messenger RNA from Necator americanus (New World hookworm), 438 nucleotides. RefSeq lists its product as uncharacterized. The record is from RefSeq and is a predicted model, not a curated record. The transcript has 5 exons. Lineage: Eukaryota; Metazoa; Nematoda; Chromadorea; Rhabditida; Ancylostomatidae. The coding region runs from base 1 to 438 and encodes 145 amino acids.